Molecule: messenger RNA, 1242 nt
Organism: Salvia miltiorrhiza (redroot sage)
Lineage: Eukaryota; Viridiplantae; Streptophyta; Magnoliopsida; Lamiales; Lamiaceae
Product: co-chaperone protein p23-2
Exons: 5
Coding region: 160-669 (169 amino acids)
Biological process (GO): chaperone-mediated protein complex assembly; protein folding
Cellular component (GO): nucleus; cytosol
Molecular function (GO): protein-folding chaperone binding; Hsp90 protein binding
Source: RefSeq, a predicted model, not a curated record
AUGUUGAAAAUGAGUGAGAGUUUGAUGCAGUCAAUGUAUUGGGUUUUCUUGUACUUGAUUCCUUUUAGAGAAGCAGCAUCUCCCGAUUUGUGAGUGCAGUUGAACUCCUCACUUCCGUUCCUUGUUUGAAACAAGAAAUCAACCUCUACUUCUCAGACCAUGAGUCGGCAGCCGGAGGUUCUGUGGGCACAACGAUCAGACAAGGUGUACUUGACCGUAUCUCUGCCCGACGCCAGGGACAUUUCCGUCAAAUGCGAAGCCGACGGCCUCUUCACUUUCUCCGCCGUCGGGGUCAAUGGCGACACCUUGUCCUUCACUCUGCAACUCUAUGGCAACAUUGCCCCUCAGGGAUGCAAGACAAAAACUGGUCUAAGGAAUAUACUAUGCUCUAUCCUGAAAGAACAAAAGGGUUGGUGGAAAAGGCUACUGAAAUCUGAAGAAAAGCCUGCUCCAUACAUUAAGGUUGAUUGGAAUAAAUGGUGCGAUGAAGAUGAUGAAGAAUCUGACUCAAAUCUGGCUUCUGAUGAUGAUACUGUGUAUACUGGUGAAAAUGAAGAGAGCAGUGACGAUGAAGGAAUGCUUUGUGAGUUAAAUCUCCUUUGCUUGCUCACCUACUUAAAUCCCAAACAUUACAUUCCAAUGAGAAUGGUUGUAAAAUCCCGUGUUUGAUGCAUUCUUCUUAUUGGCACUUCCCUUUACUUUAUGAUUAUUGGAGUUAUCAUCUCAUCAUACCUUUAGUGAAAAAUGAUGCGCUAGUCUGUUGAUCUAUGGUGCUUCUUGCAUUGCUCUAAUUCAAGCAUAUGUCGCAAAAAUUUCUAGUGUUCAAUGAAACACAUAUUAUUAAAAUUCAAGCAUCGUUGACACAUGUGAUGUGUUGCUCAUGCUGUUAUAUAUAUUCAAGAUUAGGAUAUACAGAAAGAAGGGGAAAAAAAGGUUCCAGUCUUGAGGGCUUUCUAUAUGCUUAUUUUGUUUUUGAUGGUGCAGAUCUUCCUGAUUUGGAGAAAGCUAGGGGCAGCAUUUCCUGAAAUCCACAUAUCGUCUUUCGUCACCAAGAAUCUUUUGGAGUUAUGGCGAUUAGAAAUUAGCAGUCGUCUCGAUCUAGAGAUGAUGACAUUAUUAUGUAGACUUUGAUCUCGAUCAAAAUGUGGUGAUAAAUUCUCUGUCAUCGAACAUUUGGUACUGAAAUGAUGAUCACUGGAUUUCUGCUUUGAAAUGCAAAUCCAAAUUGCUAUGCCGUUCUCA